This is a messenger RNA of Gadus chalcogrammus (walleye pollock), 2018 nucleotides long. Its product is annotated as bone morphogenetic protein 5-like. Gene Ontology annotation, cellular component: extracellular region. Gene Ontology annotation, biological process: SMAD protein signal transduction. The record is from RefSeq and is a predicted model, not a curated record. Gene Ontology annotation, molecular function: growth factor activity; cytokine activity. NCBI's taxonomy places the organism in Eukaryota, Metazoa, Chordata, Actinopteri, Gadiformes, Gadidae.
AUGUUCUUCCAGGUAGGCCUACUACAAGUCGCCACCGCUUUGCCAUCGUUCAACACACUUUAUUCAAUGAGGAAUCUGGGAUCCCUCGACUGGAUGGGCGUAGUCUACGUGCUUUGUCACCGAGGCGGAAAAAGUUGCGGGACCAGGUCAUACUACACCAGCAGUGCAGCGCUUUAAAUAUGACCUGCUGGUGCUGCUGCUGCUUCUCGAAGAGGAGUAGGGCUGCUGCAGACUCGCUCUGAAGGACCGGAGACCCCCACCCAGAGAAGAGGAGACCCCCACCCAGAAAGGACCGGAGACCCCGGUCCAGAGAGGAGAAUCCCCAUCCAGAGGAGAGGAGACUGGGACCUCACAGCCACCAGUGGAUCACUUUCUCCCACGAUCCAAACUUUUGUUUUCCUGUGGUUAUUUGAUCACAACCAGGCGAUGUGAUUGUUAGAACUGUUCUUUUUAAAACUAUUUUUAAUAAAUAGGCUAGGGCGAUGUAGUUUGGCUCAACUUUAAGUGACAUUUCGAGCUACUUGUUAUCACCAUGGCAACGACCCUGAAGCCUCUGAACCGCGCCGUCGGCCUGCUGGGACUCCUGUGGGGCUGCCUGAGCGCCCUGCACGGCGCCCACUGCGGCUUCAGCGACAACCACGUGCACUCCAGCUUUAUUUAUAGGCGCCUGCGGAACCACGAGCGCAGGGAGAUCCAGAGAGAGAUCCUCUCCAUCCUCGGUCUCCCGCACCGCCCCAGGCCCUUCUCGCCCGGGAAGCAGGCGUCCUCGGCGCCCCUGUUCAUGCUCGACCUGUACAACGCCAUGUCCAUCGAGGAGGAGGAGGGAAUACAGCAGCCGCAGAGCGCGGGGAAAGGCUACGGCGGGAAGCACUACGGAGCCCCCACGCGUAAUAAGGCGCUACAUGCGUCGCCGUCCGCCCAGGGCUACUCCCGGAUGGCGCACUACCGCGCGGCACCCCUCACCAGCCAGAGCCCACCGCUGCCCCCCGCCGCCGCGGCCCAAGACACCAGCUUCCUCAACGAUGCUGACAUGGUCAUGAGCUUUGUUAACUUAGUGGAGAAAGAUAAAGACUUUUCCCACCAGCGGCGACACUACAAGGAGUUCCGCUUCGACCUCACCCAGAUCCCGGACGGGGAGGCGGUCACCGCCGCGGAGUUUCGUAUUCACAAAGACCGGGGCUAUGCCCGCUACGACAACGUCACUCUCAAGGUCACCGUCUAUCAGGUCGUCAAGGAGUUCCCCAACAAAGACGCAGAGAUGUGGCUGGUGUUUGACAUCACAGCCACCAGUAACCACUGGGUGGUCAACCCGCAGCAGAACAUGGGCCUGCAGCUCUGUGUGGAGACGCUCGACGGCAGGAGCAUCAACAUGAAGUCGGCGGGGCUGGUGGGCCGCGGCGGGCCCCAGUCCAAGCAGCCCUUCCUGGUGGCCUUCUUCAAGGUCAGCGAGGUGCUACUGCGCUCCAUCCGGGCGGCGGGGGGCAAGAAAGAACGCCACCGCAACAAGUCCGCCGGGCAGCAGGAGACGUCGCGGGCCCCCGGCGCCGGAGACCUCAACAUGAGUGAACAAAAGCAAGCCUGCAAGAAGCAUGAACUCUACGUCAGCUUUAGAGACCUGGGCUGGCAGGACUGGAUCAUUGCAACGGAGGGCUACGCAGCUUUUUACUGCGACGGAGAAUGCUCCUUCCCUCUCAAUGCGCACAUGAAUGCGACCAAUCAUGCCAUUGUGCAAACCCUGGUUCAUUUAAUGUUUCCUGAUAACGUGCCAAAGCCAUGCUGUGCCCCCACCAAGUUGAACGCUAUAUCAGUGCUCUACUUCGACGACAGCUCCAACGAUAUCCUUAAGAAAUAUAGAAAUAUGGUAGUGAGGUCUUGUGGCUGCCAUUAAGCGUGAAGAGUCACUGUUUAUUUAUGAUAGGUGGUAUAACCCAAAAAUAAAUAUAUGUUCCACAGAUGUGAUCCAAUGUACAGUAUUAUGUAUAUAUGUUUUGAUAUCUAAUUUAUUUUCCACUCUUUUG